GAUAAAAACCUCACUUCCAACCUCCAAAUCCCUAGAAAUUGUAAAUGGAGAACAACAACAACAACGGCGACAAUAUGAGCAGCGGCAACCACCACCCACCACCGUCGUACUCGCAGCUACCGCCGAUGGCAUCAUCCAACCCUCAGUUACGUAAUUACUGGAUCGAGCAAAUGGAAACCGUCUCGGAUUUCAAAAACCGUCAGCUUCCAUUGACUCGAAUAAAAAAGAUAAUGAAGGCUGAUCCAGAUGUCCACAUGGUCUCCGCGGAGGCUCCGAUCCUGUUCGCAAAGGCUUGCGAAAUGUUCAUCGUUGAUCUCACGAUGCGGUCGUGGCUCAAUGCGGAAGAGAACAAACGCCACACGCUUCAGAAAUCGGAUAUUUCUAAUGCAGUGGCUAGCUCUUUCACCUAUGAUUUUCUGCUUGAUGUUGUCCCCAAGGACGAUGGAAUCGCCACGGCUGAUCCUGGCUUUGUGGCUAUGCCACAUCCUGACGGUGGAGGAGUACCGCAAUAUUAUUAUCCACCGGGAGUGGUGAUGGGAACUCCGGUGGCUGGUAGUGGAAUGUACGCGCCACCGCAGGCGUGGCCGGCAGCGGCUGGUGAUGGGGAGGAUGAGGGUGAGGAUAAUGAAGGAAACGGCGGCGGAAAUUGAAGUGUUGAUUUAGGGUUUGUAACCGACAAUGUGGGAAUUUGAAAUUUCGUGGAGUUUAUUAGUUUUUUUUUUAAUUUGUCUGAUUCGCUUUCAUGUUAAUAUGGUUUCGAAAUGGUGAACAAUGUGUGGAAGGCGAAAUGUUAUUUUCUAUAGACUUGUAACCGCUUUUGUGAGAAUUUGAUUGUCUUUUGGAGUCUUCAGUCAUUGCAUUUUAU
This is a messenger RNA of Arabidopsis arenosa, 865 nucleotides long. The record is from the annotation of a GenBank genome assembly. Lineage: Eukaryota; Viridiplantae; Streptophyta; Magnoliopsida; Brassicales; Brassicaceae.